CACAAAGUUGUGUUUUUCUGCUUGUUUCUCAGGUUUUAAUGAUGGAUGAGGAGGUUUAUGAAAAUCUUCCUCCACCUUUAAAGGGUGGUAAAACAGACAGACCCCCUCGAUUUUGUCUCCUGCUGCUGUUUCUGGGGAUACUGUGUGGUCUUCUGGUGGUGAGCAUCAUCAUCAUCAUCAUCAUCCGCAUUGGUGUGAUCAUGUCCAAUCAGGAUGCAAACCUCAGUGAGAUGAUGCUGAAGAUGAGGAUCUUAGAGAACCAGACUGAGCAGGUCAAGACAGACAGAGAUGAUCUCAAGUGGACACAGGAAGUUAUCCUGAAAUUCAGCAACUUUCCAGUUAAUGACUUCUGCCCCGACAAAAAGUGUCAGCCGUGUCGGAAAGGCUGGAUUCAGUACCAGGAAAAGUGCUACCUGUUUUAUGAAGACAGUCCUUGGAAGACAUGGAAUGACAGCCGACAGUACUGUAAAGAUAAAGCUGCAGAUCUGGUUGUUAUUGAUAACCUGCAGGAACAGGAAUUCGUCAGUCAAAAUACUAAGUUCUACUUUGACAUACAUCACGGAUACUGGAUGGGGCUGCAGAACACUGACAACAAGUGGGUCUGGAUUGAUGGACAUGAGGACACACUUGGGUACUGGAGAAAUUUAUACACUGAGCUUUAUGGACUGAUGAUACCUGGAACCAAUACCACACAGAGCUGGGACUCAAGAACGAAUAAAUUUCUGAACAAAUUCAUCUGUGAGGAUGACAAAGUCCUGAUAAGGUCCAAUUAG
Messenger RNA from Melanotaenia boesemani (Boeseman's rainbowfish), 773 nucleotides. Its product is annotated as C-type lectin domain family 12 member B-like. The record is from RefSeq and is a predicted model, not a curated record. Lineage: Eukaryota; Metazoa; Chordata; Actinopteri; Atheriniformes; Melanotaeniidae. Gene Ontology annotation, molecular function: (1->3)-beta-D-glucan binding. Gene Ontology annotation, biological process: cellular response to molecule of fungal origin. The transcript has 6 exons. Bases 39 to 773 code for a protein of 244 amino acids.